AUGCCUCCCGUAAAUGGCGGAAAUGGUACUACCCAUUCGUGGACGUCUUUGCCUCGGGCGAUGUCCACGGCGGUAUCCUCUCUUAACAAGUCCUUGGACAAGGAUCCUCAAUGGCAAGCAUUUGUCGACACCAAAGCCAUCUUUGAAUCUGUGACAAUGGGCGUGCAAAGUCUCGGAGGCGACGAGGCUAUUCUCGUCACCGUGUCCCCCGGCGCCAAAACGUCAACUUCGACCGGCUCUCCUUCCAAAGCAGACUUUGUUCUUCGAGCACAGCCCGAACAGUGGGAGAAAUUCUUUGCUGCCGCCCCUGUUGCUCCCUAUACCAGCUUUGUCGGUUUGCAGGGCAUGAAUAUCGUCCAAGAAGGAGUCGGUGUUGACGGGAACCAAGUCAAGUUCGCUCAGUACUGCCACUUGGCCACCCGUCUCCUCGAACUCCUUCGAGAGGGCCAGAACGGGCCCUUGAAGGAAGACGAACAACCCGAGUCGGAUGAAGACCACCUCACAGGCAAAUACAUCUACAUCAACGCACCCGUCUGGGGCCGCACAAAGGUCUUUUACGAGACUUCUGGCAACGGACCUCAGCAAGUCGUGUUCCUGCAUACCGCUGGAAGCGACAGCAGACAAUAUCACGGCGUGAUGAACGAUGCCCGCAUGCGCGAGAAAUGCACCAUGGUCGCUUUUGACUUGCCGGCUCAUGGGAGGAGCUUUCCGGGUAGCAAUCACAUCCCAGGAAACCAUACGAACAAUGAGGAUGCGUACGUUGGUACCAUCCGGGAAAUGAUCAAGGCGUUGAAGCUCAACAAGCCUAUCGUGUGCGGAGCCAGUAUGGCUGGCCAAGUAUGCGUCGCUGUCGCGAUCAGGGCCGAGGAAGUCGGUGCCGGAGGCACCAUUCCUCUCCAGGGCUGCGACUAUUUGACCAUGGAUCGACAGUUUAAUGACAAGAGUCCUGUGUGCAAUCAAGCGUUGUUCAACCCGGAUUGGGUAUACGGCAUGAUGGCGCCUCAGAGCCCCAAGGUCAACAAGCUGCUCAUCUGGCAUCUGUACUCCGGGCAAGCGUACGGCAUAUUCCACGGCGACUUGGACUUCUACUUUGGCGGCUUCGACGCCCGCGACCGCGUCGCUUCCAUCGACGUCAAGAAGUGUCCCAUCUACUUCCUCACCGGCGAGUAUGACUGGUCCACGACGCCUGAGAUGUCUCAGGCCACGGCGAAGAAGAUUCAUGGCGCCAACUUCAAGGCCAUGAAGGGCCUGGGCCACUUCCCUGCCACGGAGGAUCCGCAGAAAUUCGUAAGUUCAAACACAACCCCCUAG
Messenger RNA from Fonsecaea erecta, 1311 nucleotides. RefSeq lists its product as hypothetical. The record is from RefSeq and is a predicted model, not a curated record. Bases 1 to 1311 code for a protein of 436 amino acids. The transcript has 6 exons. Lineage: Eukaryota; Fungi; Ascomycota; Eurotiomycetes; Chaetothyriales; Herpotrichiellaceae.